This is a messenger RNA of Stylophora pistillata, 703 nucleotides long. RefSeq lists its product as uncharacterized. The record is from RefSeq and is a predicted model, not a curated record. Lineage: Eukaryota; Metazoa; Cnidaria; Anthozoa; Scleractinia; Pocilloporidae.
CAAGAUGUUUGACCUUCUUGAAAAUGAGUUACCAGCUGAUUUUAAGAGGAAGUACGGACUAUCCUGGAAUUUAAUAAAGGCAUCGUUGGGGAAAAAGCCAGCUACAGAGCCCAUCGUUGAAAUAAAAGUUAACAUCAAGAUUGCGGUCGUGCAUUGGUAUGACGGAACACCAAAGCCAAUGAUUUGCAUCAAGAGAGAACGCAGCAGUCCCGAGGUGGCUCCCUUUCAAUGGUUGUUUACUAUGGGCCAAGCUUCACAGCCGAAUGCUUCAGUAAUUUACAACAGCUUACGAUAUGAUGAUAACACCCAUGUGGUGACUUUUCAUCUACGCGAGGAAGACUGGAAUGAGCUUAACUGCUCAUCAACGAUAUCGGUGUCAUCUAGAGAAUUCAUAUCUCUCAUCAAUUGUGAAUCAGUGAGUUUUGGAAACGAGACUGUGAAGAGUGUCAAACGGAUUGAUCCUGUCGAAACAUUUGGCCUGUCUGCAAGGCAGACUUUCACCGUGGUGGAAUCUGACGAAAAAUGCCAAGUACUUAAGGUAAUAAAAAUGGAGGAAAACGCUCAUUCUUACUCUGGAGAACUUGAGAUACUGGACUCUUCCAUCUGUAAAGCAAAGGAAAUGAAGAUCAGCCAGCCAGAUAAGUCUCCAACGGGAGUCUAAAUAGACUUCGAGAGGGCCACAAGGUGGGAAGCACUUUUUGGA